Molecule: messenger RNA, 861 nt
Organism: Meira miltonrushii
Lineage: Eukaryota; Fungi; Basidiomycota; Exobasidiomycetes; Exobasidiales; Brachybasidiaceae
Product: NAD(P)-binding protein
Exons: 2
Coding region: 1-861 (286 amino acids)
Molecular function (GO): oxidoreductase activity
Source: RefSeq, a predicted model, not a curated record
AUGACUACACGAUGUCAUUCUGAGAAUCUAUUCUCUGUCAAAGGCAAGAUUGCUUUGGUAACAGGAGGAGGAAGUGGAAUCGGAUUAAUGGCAGCAAAAGGAUUAGCUGCAAAUGGUGCAAAAGUGUACAUCGUUGGACGUAGAAAACAAUUAUUGGAAAAAGUUGCAGAAGAAAACAAAGGAAAGUUUUCAGGUUCCUUACAUCCAAUCGAAGGUGACGUUUCCUCCAAAGAGUCUUUGGCCAAUGUUGCCAAAUCAGUCAGUGAAGGAUAUUUGGAUGUCUUGGUCAAUAAUGCAGGUAUUGAAGGUCCAGUUACCCUUUUGGGACCUAAAGUAGGUGAAAUGACCGCUGAUGAACUCUCAAAAGCUCACUUGGACAGUGAAUCAUACGAAAGUUGGUCAAAAUUAUUUCAAAUCAACACUUCUGCCGUUUUCUUUGCAACGAUGUCCUUCUUACCUCUUUUGGGAAAGAGUAAAAGUGCAAAUAUUAUCAAUAUCACUUCAAUUAGUGGACACGUGAAAUGGUCCCAAGACCAUUACGCAUACAACGCCUCCAAAGCCGCAGCAAAUGCAUUAACUUCAAUGUUAGCACAUGAACUCAAUUAUCGUUCUCAUCUCAACAUCAGAGCGAAUGCUAUUGGUCCAGGACUCUAUGCGAGUGAGAUGACGGCUGAUAUGCUUGAGAAAGCAAAAAGCGACACUUCUGCUCCCGCUCCUGGAACCGGUAACCCUGCCGGAAGAACAGGAACAGAUGAGGAGAUGGCAAGUGCGAUCCUUUUCUUGGCAACAAACAACUUCGUUACCGGUCAAAUCCUUUACCUCGAUGGUGGCUUCGUCACUGCUGUUCCUGGUGGUCAUUAA